This is a messenger RNA of Cyprinus carpio (common carp), 3385 nucleotides long. RefSeq names its product proline rich membrane anchor 1 (gene prima1). Lineage: Eukaryota; Metazoa; Chordata; Actinopteri; Cypriniformes; Cyprinidae. The record is from RefSeq and is a predicted model, not a curated record.
GGGUCCUUUGUUAAAUACAUGGCUUUAUCUCAUCCGGAAGCGAUAGAAAACGUGUGACUACGUCGCUAAUGUAAAUGGCUAGCACAUUAAUAAUAGUGCGUUAUCUCCGCGCGCAUCUCUCACUGGACGCUCUUACGUCAGGUGGUGCUGUCCAAGUAAUGAAGAGGUGAAUCCCCAGUCUACAGUUUUGGGACCUACUUGAGCACCGGCGUUCGAGCGCUUAACCGAGUCAGCGUGGGUUCUCCGUGGCGUUUUGAGUGUCAGUAACUAAACUGACAUCUUCUUAUCAUGCCUGGCAAGAAAUGAAUCCUGAUUCAGCGCUCGGCUCACACAGAAUCGCGCGCGGAGAGAACUUUGCUUUGGAACUCUUGUGCGGUGGAAACGGGCACGCGCCACGGCAGCGCGCGAAGGAUCAACAACUUUUCCUCAGAAGCAACGCUAGCGUCCUUCCUAUGUCGCCUCAAACCCUUCCAUGUCACCAAUUAUUGUUGCUUUAACUGGACGAGAAUGUUUCAGAAACCGUGUCUGCUCAAACUCGGGAAAAACAUCGUUGGUUAGCCUUAAGAAGCGGAUAAUAAAUGACUUUUAUGCGCCUCAGACUCGCGUCCUCGCCAGGUGGACUGUGAAGAGACAGAAGAGGAAUGUUUAUCCGAAAUUUAUUGCCGCUUAGUUUGGGUUUUUUGCCGUUUUUGUUAAGUCAGUGUUUUCUCUCACUGUUUCUUCCGUUAUUUCAGUUUGCAAGAGGGGAGCUCCAGAAAUCAUGCUCCCGAACCACAGUGGCACCGCUGGAAGGGAGCUGCCAGUUGCCAUGCCAGUGUAGGCCCUACCCACCGUUACCCCCUCCACCCCCUCCUCCACCACCCCCAAGGCUUCUGGCUCCAACUGUGGCUCCCUCCACUGUAUCCCCCAUAACGCCAUGGAGGAGAGAGAUGGAGAUCUUAGUACUGGGGACAGUAAGCUGUGCAUCUGUGAUCUUCCUCCUCCUGACUGCCAUCAUUUGCUACAAGGCCAUUAAGAGGAAACCCCUUCGAAAAGAAGAGAACGGCACAAGCCGAGGGGAGUAUGCCAUGAGCUCACGCUGUAAACAGCAGGUAGUGGAAACCAAUAACACUGGAGUAUAGUGGCCAUGCUACAGCUGAACAUUCUGUACCCUACAGCACCACCAUCUCUGUUUGGGUUUAUGAGAUGGACACAAGGUAUAUUAUGAAUUUAGGAAUGGUAAACCUCACGGCUGCCCUUCUUGGGACAUAAAAUGAUGUUUAAAGAAAAGACAAAAGUGAAUACAUAAUGACUGACAUGUAUAGGCAAGUAUAAGCAGGUUUUGAGGAGACAUGGAAAUUCUUAGCGUUGCUGGCAGCUGCACGAGUAUCAUAAGACUCAACCUGGUGGCCCCCCGGGGCCCCUUUGAGGACAAUAUACAACACCAACAACUAAAUAAACGCAUGCACUUUCUGUUGAAUGCAAUGAUGUUUUAAAAUUCCUGUCUUCUCUUGUCUUUAACUGUCUUUGCAGUGUUCCUCAUUACACAUUAAGGGUUCUCUUACCUCAUGUAGAUUGUGUGAGUGUUUAAUGGUUAAAUGACUGCAUUGGCCCCACUGUUUUGAUAGAAUCAACAAAAGGAAGGGAUGAUCCUGUAUUUUGUGUUCCAAAAUAUACAAUGGAGAAAAAGACAUUUUCCCUAAUCACCCAAAACUUUAUUGCGGUUUGUGUUACUAUGCAAUUGGAAAUGGAUUGAGUUAUUGAGGUGCAUGCUUAGAAUACAAAAAAAACACAAGGCUAGAGUUAGCAUUGCUGAUAGUUAACAGAUUGUAGUCUGAUAGCUGAUAUUAAAAUCUGUAAAAUUAAAAUUUUGUCAAAAAAUAAAAUGCACCACAAACUAAAAUUGUUAGGUUUUGUGAAUGUCAAAGCAAUGUUUGGAUGCAUAGACAACAUUAUGUACAGUAUGAAAUAUGGAUAACUCUUUAUUUUGAGAUGAAUAAUUGAUUGAGUAGUUGAGAUUUUAAAAAUCAUAAUAGGUGAGCGUUCCAUUAUAGGAAAGCACUCUUUAGGAAAUGUAAAGGGUAAAUCGUUGCCAUGAUGUUUUUAAGUUGGCUGUAGACAAAAGGCAUUUCAAAACAAGUGUUUACAAUUAAAUAUCCAUUAUCUGCCAAUAAAUAUCCAAUAUGUACACACAUACUAAACUGACUAAUGUUAUCUUAUAACAGAUAUGGUCCUGAUAUAUGGUGCAUCCUUCUUUUACUAGUUUGGCUUUCUGUGUUACAUUAAUAUGGAAUGUACACAAUAUGAUGGAUGUGCAAUAUCAGUUUACCCUUUCACAAUUAGUCAGGAUUUGUUCAUGAAAGUGGUCCAUAAUUUUGCACCAUAAUUUUGAAAUAAAAUGGUUACAUAAAAUUACAUUUUGAAGUUGAAAUAAUUUAAAAUGUGUUCGUUUUUUAAAAAACUUAAUACAAUGGGAAAUAUAUAGAUUUUACUCUAGUCAGUCAUUUCCUCAAAUCAGUAUGGCUAAUAUCACAGAAAACAGCGAUUUGGUUAGUGUGUCACGUCAACAUUUGUUGUCCAUCUCUUUGGAAUGUUUGCAGUUCAUUCUAGAUUCACAUCAAGUCUUGGCAACUCAUAAAAACUAGGAUGUUACAAGCUUUUACGUAGAAGGUUUAAAGCUAUUUUUUAAGUCAUUAAUACUGUGAUUUUAUGUGGGUUAGUGGAUACUUUAAAGAUGUAUCAAGGUGAUUCAUCAAACAAGCUUAACCCUAAAUUUAGCUUGUAUCUAGAUCCUCUAUAUUGUUUCAUUUAUUUUUCAUUGGAACUGUAUAUCGAAAUGUCUAGAUCCCCCCCCUCCCCCCUCUUUUUUUAUAGACAGGAGCUUGUGGUAGAAAACAGUGAUGCACUGUUCAUGCAUAGUAACACUGAACUAUGAAUCAUACUGAGCAAUGAUGUUUACAUAACAUACAAGCUUGUGUGAACAAAUAUCCCUCUUCAUAUUCUGUAAAACAUUCUCACAAUCUACUGUACAGUCAUUCACCUGUUCAACAAGAUAUAUGAACUGAAGAUAUAUGUGUAUUAUACUGUACAUAAUAUACUGUAUAAGGUACUCAGAAUUGUAUUGCAUGAAUGUACAUAUCAAUAUUUGCCUUCUUGACAGUCUAUUGAGUGUACAGAGUAAGAGAAAAUGUUUAUAGGGAUAAGUAUAAGUCGAUGUGUCGUCAGAACAGAGUAAGUGUUAUUGUUUGUCUGGAACAAGCCAUUAAUGUAUAUUUGAGUAAUCAGAGGUUGUUGCACAAUGUAUGCAUCACAUACCAAAAUGUAAAACUAUUAUAUAUUGUGCACUGAACGAAUUUAAUUGCAACUUGCUGACUUUUUUAGUUUUAAAUAAAAUUGUACUACUGAA